CAGUCUGGAGCGGGCGGCCUCCGUUUUGGGGUUUUGGGGGUAAUAGAGCAGCGACCCUUCCCCUAGGCUACUAAGGGCUUCCGAGGACGAAGCGAUGCUUAGUUUAUUUUCGAGGCGGUACCGCAAAGUUGAACAGGUCGACGAAUUACCUAAUACCCCCGGGAUUCCCAAGAAGGGCAGUGUGCUCAAAACGAUCCACCUGCCAUGGCUGCUUCACCUUAUUGUACUUGCUACUUACAGCGUCAUCCUUUUCGUCACGCAACUCAACAGGAACACAUGGUCUCCUUGCUUCAAUGAAUUCCUUCUUGGUGCACCCAUUGUUUGGGAAGAACGCACUUUUACCACAAACAGAUAUGUCAAGAACGCUGACUCAUAUUCGAUCGACAACCCUGAUGUAGACUCGGUUUGGGCUGAUCCAAUUGAGCACACCAUCAUUGUCAUCACCGAAAGAGAGAAGCAGAAGCUUCCUGGCGGACGUGAUACUGCAAGAGCGUAUGGAGCACAAGGUGGGUACGCAGUCUCAAUCGAGAUGUUCCAUCAAUUGCACUGCCUAAAUUAUCUGCGGAAGGCCUUUUUUUAUGAGGCAAAUGAUAGAGCAGCAGAUUCUGAGAAGCACUCGGAUCACUGCUUCAGUUAUUUGUACCAGUCGCUUCUCUGCUACGCGGACGUUGAGGUCAUGACAAUGAGGGUGGAUGAAAAUUUCAACAUUUACCAACCAGAGUUUAAUGUCACAAAGCAGUGCCGUGACUACAACAUCAUUAAGGCCUGGCAAGAAACUCGCAAGGCCGAAUAUCAAAAUCCACCGUGAAAGGGGGCCAUCAUUGUGUCGUGUUAGACAGCAGGGUGGCAGGAGAUCCAAUUUGGUGCGUGUAUGAAGCUUCAUGACUUGAUGCAACGGUGAAAUGCAUUGCACACUUCAAUGAUGCUCCUGCGUGCGAAAGUUGAGCCAAAGUAUUUCUGAGGUCACUGAGAAAAG
Messenger RNA from Aspergillus ibericus CBS 121593, 976 nucleotides. RefSeq names its product oxidase ustYa family protein. The coding region runs from base 95 to 808 and encodes 237 amino acids. The record is from RefSeq and is a predicted model, not a curated record. Gene Ontology annotation, biological process: mycotoxin biosynthetic process. Lineage: Eukaryota; Fungi; Ascomycota; Eurotiomycetes; Eurotiales; Aspergillaceae. The transcript is spliced from 5 exons.